CACACUCUCGUUCGCAUGCGUUUUACAUGUGUUUUCGAGAAGGGGAUUGAAAAUUUGGAUGAACUGGAGGAUGAUACAUACGAUGAUGAAAAAUCAGCGCGCACCUCAGAUGAAAAUCGCAAGCAAAAUCACAGUGAAAUCGAGAAACGGCGUCGCGAUAAGAUGAAUACGUAUAUUAACGAACUGUCGUCAAUGAUACCCAUGUGCUUUGCCAUGCAACGAAAGCUGGACAAGUUGACAGUGCUGCGUAUGGCUGUGCAGCAUUUGAGAGGCAUACGAGGCAGCCUGCAUCCGUAUAAUGGAGGCGACUAUAGACCCAGUUUCCUGUCGGAUCAGGAGCUAAAGAUGAUCAUAUUGCAAGCCUCGGAGGGUUUUCUGUUUGUUGUGGGUUGUGAUCGCGGACGCAUCCUCUAUGUGUCGGAGUCUGUCUCCACUGUGUUGAAUUGCACUCAGGCAGAUCUGCUGGGUCAGAGCUGGUUCGAUGUCCUGCAUCCGAAGGAUAUUGGCAAAGUGAAGGAACAGCUGUCCUCACUUGAGCAGUGUCCACGCGAGCGACUGAUCGAUGCCAAGACUAUGUUGCCCGUCAAGACGGAUGUGCCGCAGAGCUUGUGUCGCCUGUGUCCGGGAGCUCGCCGUUCCUUCUUUUGUCGCAUGAAAUUGCGUGCCGCCAACAAUCAGAUCAAAGAGGAGUCAGACACUUCUUCCAGUUCCCGCAGCUCCACCAAGCGCAAAUCGAAGCUUAGCAUGGAUCACAAAUAUCAGGUAAUACAGUGCACGGGCUACCUGAAAUCCUGGAUGCCCAUUAAGGACGAGGAUCAGGAUGGCGACAAUGAUGAUCAAACAACGAAUCUCUCCUGCCUCGUGGCCAUUGGACGCAUACCAACCAACGUACUCAACUCGAGUGUGCCCUCCUCCCUGGACAACCAUCCCAACAUUCGGCAUGUGCUCUUCAUCUCACGUCACUCUGCGGAAGGCAAGUUCCUAUUCAUUGAUCAACGUGCUACGCUGGUAAUUGGCUUCCUGCCGCAGGAAAUAUUGGGCACCAGCUUCUACGAGUACUUUCACAACGAUGACAUUUCCGCAUUGGUGGAAUCCCACAAGAUGGUUAUGCAGGUGCAGGAAACAGUUACCACGCAAGUUUACCGUUUCCGCUGCAAGGACAAUGGCUACAUUCAACUGCAGAGUGAAUGGCGCGCUUUUAAGAAUCCUUGGACAAAUGACAUUGACUAUAUCAUUGCAAAGAAUUCUGUAUUCCUAUAGCAUAUGGCCAUGCUCGAUGUCAAGGAACCCAACUAAAUAAAAUCUGGAAUUGGAAAGUGGAAUUGGAGCAUC
Messenger RNA from Drosophila navojoa, 1332 nucleotides. RefSeq names its product basic helix-loop-helix ARNT-like protein cyc (gene cyc). The record is from RefSeq and is a predicted model, not a curated record. Gene Ontology annotation, cellular component: cytoplasm; transcription regulator complex; nucleus. Gene Ontology annotation, molecular function: DNA-binding transcription factor activity; protein dimerization activity. Lineage: Eukaryota; Metazoa; Arthropoda; Insecta; Diptera; Drosophilidae. Gene Ontology annotation, biological process: regulation of DNA-templated transcription.